AUGGCGUCCGAAGCGUCACGGCCAUUACUCCUACCACAGAAUCGAAAGCUGAGGCAUCUCCAAGGUAUUUAUGUGCGAAACCUAACGCUCUCGCGGCCGCGUGGACGGACAAUUGAUGAUGGAGAGCUCAACAAGACCCCUCAGAAGCUCGAAGCUCUGCGAGCUGGUGCGACACUACACCAUUCGCAUUCAUCUGGAGACUUGAGGCCGCCGAAGUUGAGGAGGAGAAGCUCGAAUUGGGUGGGUGCGACGCCUGAUUUCCGCCAAAAGAAGCUCGAGGAUGUCAUCGACAGUCGAAUGUCGGAUACGUUCUUUACGUUACACUGCAAGGGACAGGAGGAUCCGAUAUACAUCAGCGAAGUUGUGGAAAAGGCAAUGAAUCCUACAUUCAGAUUUUUUGACCUUUCUUCGUUUGGGCCAGCUACUACAAGGUUGGAUACAGUGACGGUGAAAGUCUGGGUCAAGAGGAAGGAUUUCACGCCUCUGAUUGAGGAGGAGGUCAAUCUACAAUCGCUGCAUUUCGUUGGGGCUUUGAAGAAUCACCCAUUUCCACCCAAUUGUAUCCUGUUCCACCUUGUGGACGGGAUCUAUACAAUCGACAUAGCUUCCAAGCCUCCGAAACCCAAAACUGCCCAGGCUUUGCCUACCUCCUCCUUCAGCGCACUCAUGCGCCUCUCAAAUCUCGACGAAUCCAUACAAGACGCGCUAGCUACACGGGAAGAGUUGACUUCCCAGAUCAAUGCAAUCUUACAUUCAGAGCCGAAGGAUGAUGCGCCACAAGCAGAGGAAGAACUUGCGUUAGCAUGUCGAUAUUUGGCAGCGGAGAAGAAGCUCCUCAAAAGCUCUAUAAAGCGACGAGCAGAACUCCAGGCUUCUAUAAAGUCUCGUAGCAAUGCUAUCAAGUCAGGAAACGAGGUCCAGGCAAGGGUGUUGGAGGACAUAAACAAUGCCCAAGACAAGCUAUCGGAUUGCCGGGCACUCCUUACCACUGCUACUGCCGACAUUCAUGGGCAACGACGACGGAUAUGCGAAGAGCUGCUCAACAUAUUUCCGAUCGAACCGACAACACAACCGCUUCUGUUCACCAUCUGUGGUCUGCCGCUCCCGAACUCUUCAUUUGAAGAUGCAGACGAGGACGUCGUAUCUGCAGCUCUAGGAUAUGUAGCACGAUUAGUCGAUAUGCUACAAUACUACCUCGCGAUUCCUCUUCCAUAUCCAAUCUCACCGUAUGGAUCACGAUCCAUAAUACACGACUUGAUUUCCAUCCUUUCCGACAAUCAGCGUACCUUUCCACUCUAUACAAAAGGCGCGGUGCGAUUUCGCUUCGAUUACGGCGUCUUUCUACUCAACAAGAACAUCGAAUCCUUAGCCGAAAGCCAAGGACUCAAAGUCAUGGAUAUCAGACAAACAUUGCCGAAUCUGAAAUACCUCCUGUACGUCUGUAGCGCUGGGAGUAGCGAGCUACCUGCACGGAAAGCUGGUGGAAUACGAGGCUUGUUGACAGGCCGGGGAAUGGAGAUUGGAAGUCGGAGAGGUAGUGAUGACAGUGGUGUUGGAGGAGGACAGGGUGAGGCGGUUAGGAGAGCAUUGGAGAAUGGGGGAGUGGAGAUCAAGGGGCCGCCUUCGAUCAAGAAGGCGGGGAAUGGGGGUCCUCAUCCACAUCCCCCUGCUUCAUUUGCAGGGAAUCAUGUCCACAGUCUGAGGACUAGCGGGCUGAGAGAGAAUGUUAGUAGGUGA
Cadophora gregata is the source of this 1737-nucleotide messenger RNA. RefSeq lists its product as uncharacterized. The coding region runs from base 1 to 1737 and encodes 578 amino acids. NCBI's taxonomy places the organism in Eukaryota, Fungi, Ascomycota, Leotiomycetes, Helotiales, Ploettnerulaceae. The record is from RefSeq and is a predicted model, not a curated record. Gene Ontology annotation, cellular component: lytic vacuole; endosome. Gene Ontology annotation, biological process: SNARE complex assembly. The transcript has a single exon. Gene Ontology annotation, molecular function: SNARE binding.